GCGGAAGGAGUCGGCUGUGAGCGUGCCGUGCGCAAACCGCGUGUGGCGCAGCGCAGAGAGGAGGAACCGAAAAUAAACAGCAACGAGUCACGUCGCCGAGUUGUAGGGUGCAGUCAGAGGCUAUGAGCAGCAACGAGUGUUUUGGUUGCGGCCGCACCGGCCACUGGAUCAAGAACUGCCCGAAUGCUGGCCGUGGCCGGGGAAAGGGCCGUGGCAGAGGGAAAGAUCUUUUCUGCUAUCGCUGUGGAGAACCAGGCCACGUUGCGAGGGACUGUGAGAGGACCGAGGAUGCGUGCUACAACUGUGGCAGGGGCGGCCACAUCUCCAGGGACUGCAAGGAGCCCAAGAAGGAGCGCGAGCAGGUCUGCUACAACUGCGGCAAAGCCGGCCACAUGGCCCGCGACUGCGACCACGCCAACGAGCAGAAGUGCUACUCCUGCGGCGGCUUCGGACACAUCCAGAAGGGCUGUGAGAAAGUCAAGUGCUACAGGUGCGGAGAGAUCGGCCACGUCGCCGUACAGUGCAGCAAGGCCAGUGAAGUCAACUGCUACAACUGCGGAAAAUCUGGCCACGUGGCGAAAGAAUGCACCAUCGAGGCCACCGCUUAGUCCCGUCUCCUCGUUCGCCCCUCCUUUUUCUGAUUGAUGGUUGUAUUAUUUUCUCUGAAUCCUCUUCACUGGCCAACGGUUGGCAGAUAGAGGCUAUUCCCAGGCCAGUGAGCUCUUGACAUGUAAAAGGAGGAAAGGGGUGGAAAAAAACUUUCCACUUUCUGCAUUUAAUACAAAAAAAUGUUUGUUUAGUUUGGUAGAGGUGUUAUGUAUAAUGCUUUGUUAAAGAACCCCCUUUCCGUGCCAUGGUAAAAAAGAACCAUACAGAGAUCAGGGAAGCGCUCGCUUCUGAAUGAUUUGCAUUUUUUGUUUUAGCAAUGAGACUGAGGUAGCCUACGAGUGAUUGACCUGGAAAAGCAGCACAGGACACAUACGGUCAGGUCUAUCCAGGCCAAACCAGCAGUACGCAGCUAUGUGGAGAAAACACCAACAACAACAAAAUACAAAACGUGUAACAUAGCAUAUUCUGGAAACCUUGUGUAAUAAUAGAUUCAGAAAAUGACAUCCUUUGUAAAACGGGCUGUUUGAUCAUUCGAGACAGCCGCGACGUCGAAAACCUAGUUCAGGAUCCCAAGCGAUACGGAGGGAUGGCGUUUAGGUCGCUCUACCCAAGGUGGAAACUUCAAUAAAAUAACAAUAAAAGAAGAAAGAAAAAAAAAAAAGGUCAUAAAACAGAUUUGGAGUUGGAAGAAAGGUGAAUGUUUUCACAGAAAUCAAAAUGUUAUUUUUGUACAAUAUCACGCAAGACUACUCUAAAAAUAAUAAUAAAAAAACUAUCAUUUGCUUGUACUCUGUUUUUAAGUCGGAAGGUAAAUGCAAUUGAAGUUCUAGGACAUAGAAAUGUAAUUUUAAACUAUCAAUAAAUCUGGAGGAGGAAGGGGUGUGAA
Molecule: messenger RNA, 1495 nt
Organism: Sinocyclocheilus anshuiensis
Lineage: Eukaryota; Metazoa; Chordata; Actinopteri; Cypriniformes; Cyprinidae
Gene: cnbpb
Product: CCHC-type zinc finger, nucleic acid binding protein b
Exons: 5
Coding region: 123-608 (161 amino acids)
Molecular function (GO): nucleic acid binding; zinc ion binding
Source: RefSeq, a predicted model, not a curated record